Sclerotinia sclerotiorum 1980 UF-70 is the source of this 1476-nucleotide messenger RNA. RefSeq lists its product as hypothetical. The record is from RefSeq and is a predicted model, not a curated record. The transcript has 2 exons. NCBI's taxonomy places the organism in Eukaryota, Fungi, Ascomycota, Leotiomycetes, Helotiales, Sclerotiniaceae. The coding region runs from base 1 to 1476 and encodes 491 amino acids.
AUGGCCAAUCACAAUGGCUCUGCUUCAAUAGCAGAUGCCCCACCUCAAGAUCCAUAUUCAAUACCUAUGAGUAUUAAUGUCGCAGACAUUGUUGAAGAGGACGAGGAUGAAUAUGAGUAUGAAUACUCUAGUACAGAAAAAGAGAUAUUUUAUGUAACUCUCGAUCUUACUACUCCAAAUGUUCCUGUCAAAAGAAAGUUGGCGCAAACACAUCCUCGUCGCAAUGCGAAGAAAUGGUUAAAUCCUGGUCUUGGUAAACAUCGAAGACAUCUUGGUGACUCGACUACUAUCGUAGUUGAUAAGGAAAAGCCUGCGAAGGCUAAAGGAAAAGCGAAGAGCAAGAGCGCGAAGAAAUCACCCAAUGUUGAAGAAGAUGAUGAUGAUGAUGAACCGGCAGAAGGCGAAGAAGUGGAAGAACCUUUGGAAGAUGGAAAGACACAACCGGUAUCUAUAUCAAAACCGGUCGAAGUCGCAAAGAAAUCAACGGGAGAACAAUACUCGAAUUUUAUCGCGGAUACCAAGCGUGGAGGAGAAGCCCCGGAGACACUCAAACCCGAAGUACAAAUAUUAGAUCUGCAUGAAGAUAAUCCAGUCGUAUCCUAUGAGGGAAAUAUCUACCAAUGUCGAUGGGAGGAGAAUAUGGGAACAGAAUUACUUUUCACGGCACACGAUCCCAAUAGUAAAUUACCUAUUUUACAAUCCGUUUCCAAUGAGGUCGAUUUACUAGCUGCAAGCUCGGCACGCAUAACAUCUGUCAACACAAAAGUCGAAGAUAAAGAUCCUACGGGAGGUCCUGGUGGGAAACGUCGCAAUUAUUUCUGGAGAUCGGGUAAUAUACGUGAACUUAAAAUACCAGUCGGUGUGGCAGCUUCUGACCAGAGGAAAAAUCAAGCAUUCUUCUUACAAUCCUUGAUUCAAAUUAAGGAAUCUAGACGGGAGAGAGAUCAUGUUACUGUAAUGGCGCGAAGGAGAAAUACAAAUCGACAAUGGAGAGCAAUUAUGAAGCAAAAACAAGCAGCCGAAGUAGCACAGAUACGAAAAGCUAUGGCAACGGGUAAAAUGAGUCGAGCAGAUGGACAGCAAAGAUUAGAUCAAAUGGCUAAGGAUAAUGAGAUCUUAGCUGCGGAAGAUAAAUUAAGAGGUAUUGGACCUGAUGGAAGAAAGAUAAGACAUGGUGGAAGGAAGAAGACUGUGAACGCAGAUAAACAGAUUGUGAGAAGACCUCCUGGUGGACUUACAAAUUAUUUAAUGAAUAAUGCUGCUCCAGAGGACGAAGAUGGAAUGGAUACAGGUCUUGAUGGUGUCGCUGAUAUGGCUCCACUGUCAUAUUCUGUUGCAGAAGAUGAAGAUAUGGAAGCGGGAGAUUAUGGUAUGGAUGAUGCAGGGAUGAAUGAUGGGGUAGAAUACGAAUAUGGAGAAGAUGGAGAAAUGAAUUAUGAGGAUGAUGCUGGUUUUGAGGAUUAUGAGAUUGAGUAG